CACAGCUUGUGCUCUUCUAAGCUUGCAGCCAUGGCAAAGGAUUUGGGAGCAGUUAACAAUUCUGUGUGGCAGCCAUCAUGUCAGAUAUACACCCUGUUCAGGAGCUCCGGGAUGAGCUGGCUUGUCCCAUCUGCCUGGAGUCCUUUAAAGACCCAGUGAUUCUAGAAUGUGGGCACAAUUACUGCCAAGCCUGUAUCACUGACUGCUGGGGGGCAGCAGGCACAGGAGUUUGCCCCCAGUGCAGGAAAUCUCUCCCUGAGGUGGAGCUGAGGCCUAACAAGCAGCUGGAGGCAGUGGUGAACAUAGCAAGAGGCCUAGAUGGAAAAUGCAAGAAACAUGAAGAAGUUUUCAAACUCUUCUGCAAGCAGGACCGGAUCCUCCUCUGCAGGGUUUGCAGAGAGUCUCGAGAACACAAAACUCACCGAGUCAUUCCCAUUGAGGCAGCUGCAGAGGAGUGUAAGGAGCAGCUUCUGAGUCAUCAGAAUCAUUUUCAACGUGUGAGAAAGGAGCGAGGGAGACGGGCAGCUGCUGAAGAAGGGAAAUAUCAAACUCUACUGAGACAGACAGAACACCAGAAGCAGGAGAUUGUGUCUGAAUUCAAGCAAGUGCACCAGGUUGAGCAACUCGUGCGGAACCACCUGGAAGACACAAUACAGGACCUUGGGAAGACAAGGAAUAAAAAUACUAAGGGGCUAUUACUUCUCGAUAACCUGUUGGCUGAGAUAAAUCAGAAGUGCCAGCAGCCAGACAUUGAACUCCUCAAGGACAUUGACAGCACCUUAAGCAGGUGUGAGCAGGUGAAAGGUGAAGAGGAGGCACCUGUUGAUUCUUUGACUGAACUGGAGAGCAGGGUGCAGGCUCUCUCUGAAAGCCAGAAAGUUCUACGUGAUCUGCUGAAGCGUUUCAGAGAAUUGGCUCUGGAAUUGGGUCUUCUUGAAAACAUCUCGUCUGAGGUUCAGCGACAAGUGAGUGGUGAAGACCCAACGGAGGAGGUGCCCAACAACCCUAAAGAAGAGGACACUUCUGUUUGCUUGCUGGAGUGUCAGGAUAGCGAAUCCAACUCAGACAGUUGUGAGGAACAAGAAGUUGUCCCUACUGGCAAACAGAAUAAUUCAACUGACUCCAUAAAUGUUGAGGCAGAGGAAGCCAUAGUGUCUGAUCCUGUUCCAGACACCUCAUUCAUUAACAACAGUGUUGGCUUAAAUCUGCUUCACAAUGAGCAUGUGGUAUGUCGUCACGCAGGUCUCUGGUUUGAUUCCAAGUUCAGGAGACGUGGUGCAUGGAAAACCGUAGCUGCAGUUCUACUUGCGGUUAUCCUUAUCCCAGUGAUUGCUUGGUCAGUGUUGAAGGCCAGUGUGACUCCUACAGACAGUCCUGCCACCUGCUGCCCUGAAAAGUGGAUUGGGUACCAAGGAAAAUGUUACCUUUUCUCUGCGGAUGAAGCAGACUGGACCUCGAGCCAACAUUUCUGCUCUACCCCUGGUGCCUCCUUGGCUUGGCUAGACACCCUGCAGGAAAAGGAUUUCUUGAUGCGACACAAGGGCUAUCUUGAUGCCUGGAUUGGUCUCAGAAGGGAACCAGGCCAGCCCUGGAAGUGGCCAAAUGGCUCAGUAUUCAAUGACCUGUUUCAAAUAGGAGAAGGAGGAGAAUGUGCCUUUAUGUACAAAAACACUGUCAGCAGUUCAAGGUGCUACACACAGAGGAACUGGAUCUGUAGCCAACCUGAUGAGUUUGCAAAGAGAUUACUUAAGAACUAUUAACCUGUGCCGUUUUGAUUUUGCUGCUGCUUGAGGUACCAAGAAAGGCUUCAUGGGGUUUUUUCCCCCUGUGUGGUUUAUGUCACUUUAGAAACAUUGGGAAAUAUGCUGUUAAAUCUUGUCUCCCCAGUGUAAAGCUGGUGAAAAUGAGAAGAGAAUCAGUCCUGAGACUUCUUGCCCUUUUUACAAAGACCAGUCUGAAUCAGAAAUUUGGAAACCUAACUCUGUACUCCACUUUGACCUGAUAUACAAAGCUUUUAUGGAGAACUGCUUGAAAUGAUUUGUAUAUGAGCAGUAUUUUUUUCCAUUGAAAAAUGGCUAUUUUUCUACAUCAGAAAUUGUAAUCCAAAUUUUUUUAACUGGAAAAUGAAAAAUUUACAGGUGGUUUGGGGGAGUUUUUUUAGUUUAUUGUUUUUAAUUUCUCUCCUCCCCAUCAUCUUUUCUAUGUCUUGCCCCUAUUUAGUGACAAAGUGGAAGGUAAAACUGAAUUUCAAACCAAACAUUUUUCUAAAUUGAACUUUUUUGACAGAUUUUUAUCAAAAAUUUCAUAUAGAGAAACUUUCUAACUGGUCUUCCAUUUUUCACCCAGCUCUACUUUUGUGCUUGAUCUGUUUGAAGGGGGCACUGUUUAGCAAGGAAGAUAGCAGACAUGAAGGAAUUUGCUGGGGAGGAAGUCAGCAGGGUUGUGAGAGUCAUGGCAGAGGCAUUCAGUGGCAUGCAAAUGAGAAUGAAAUAACUGGAUGCAGGGGAGCUGGAACAGUGUGUAUAGUGGAGGUGCUGAGAGCCAUUGAACCAAACUGUGAACCUUGUAUAUAAUGGAAACCACUUCAAGCCAGGGACUGAAGUACCACUCCUAGUUCCAGGCCUAGGACUGGAUGUUGAGCAUAAUCCAGGGUCAGAAGUUAGUGUGCUGCCAUUUGGGUUGAGAGAAAGGAGUGGAGGAAUCAGUAACUAAAUGAAUGAUUAUGAGGAAAGAGAGAGAGAGGUUGGAGAGAGGCUGAAAGUAGUGGAGAUAUGGAAACUGAAAGAAAAGCCAAGUGGAGACACAGGUGGCAAGAAGCUGAUAUUAAAAUGAUGGUCAGAGAAGAGGAACUCAGAAGCCCAGGUCCACAGAGGUAUUUAGGCCCCUAACUUUGAUUGACUUCGGUAGGCCAGAGUGCUUAUUUGGUGAGUGAGAGUUGAUCUGGGGCUGAAGGUCAGGUGAAGAGGUGGGCGGUUAACCGGUCAGAGGAGAUGUCAGUGUGGGAGUCACCAAGGAUGAGGAUGGGAGACUGAAAGGAGAGGAAAAGGAGGCACAAAGUGUCAAAAUUAGAGAGGAAGGUCAAAGGUUGGUAGGAGUUGGAUGGAUGCCUAGAUAAGAUAGUAGGAAGUUUAAUGUUCUGUUUGGACCCAUUUUUUUUUCCACCAGCACCGACUGGUUUCCAUUCUGCUUCAGUGCAUUUCCCCUGCCCAACUUCCUUUCUUGUUUCCAGGGUUUGUAUUUUUUUGUUCGCAUUUUUCUUAGAUACAUGUUUAUAUACUGUUCCCAUGAUGACUGCUGUUUGCUGAUGUGCCCUAGGACCAAAUCCUGCCAGGGUUGAGUGCUAGUUGUAAGGUGCUGGGAAAUCAAUGAGCUCUCUAGGGCCACUAGAAGCGCUACAGCGGUGCAGCUGCACCACUGUAAGCUCUGUAGUGUAGCCAUAGCCUCGAUGAAAGGGGUCAUGUAUCAUCAGUUUCUUCUCCUAAUAGACACACUCCACAAGACCACAAAUACUGCUGAACCGCUCAGGCCAAAGGGGCAACAAAUUGUUUUAUUUCUUUGCUUCUAUUUGUGUAUGAUGUUAUCCGAAUAAAAUAUGACCACCUAGAUCAUUGUUGCAACCACUGUUAUAUACUUUCAACACAUUUUGUACAAAGGUAGUCUAGUGAGGUGUCUAUGGAAAGGUUGUAAUUUGCUGGUUAUGAUUAUGUUAUCUGUAUUUAUGUAUCAUUUUUGUAUUUGAAGUUAUGAGUAUUGGCUCUAUACCUGUAUUUCAAAUGUUUGCUCCUGGGAUAACUAACAAGGUAGUCAGUCAGGACAUCUUGAAGGAACCAUUCAAAUUGAGUGGCCCAUCAAAAGGACACUUAUCUCACAUUGGACCAUGGGAGAUGCCCAUCUACACUGAAUGGAGGACUGUCCUGUAAAUGUGCUGCCUGGAGUAUCGGUGAUGGCUUCCUGCAAUGACUGUGCAAAAUGCAUGGACAUGUGACUUGCCCAUGUGACUCCAAAUUCCAUAUUGCUCUUGUAAUUUUCCACAUUAAGAACAGUGAGUUUCCUUCCACAUGGGAGAAGAUAUAAAAGGCCCUGGGAACAUCUCAAUUUUGUCUUCAGUCCUAUUUCUUACCUUUAGAGGAACUUGACUACAAACUGAAGCUCUAAACAAAGGACUGAAUGACCCAUCCCAGCUGUGGAUGUACUCCAGACACUUGACUUAAGCCAGCAAUUUAUUCUAUCACUGCUAUAAGCCUGAGCCAAGAACUGUACAAUUAUUGUAUGUAUUUGAUCCCUUCAACCAAUUUUAAUUCUCCUUUCUUUUUGAGUAAAUCUUUAGAUUUUAGA
Messenger RNA from Mauremys mutica (yellowpond turtle), 4335 nucleotides. Its product is annotated as E3 ubiquitin-protein ligase TRIM7-like. The record is from RefSeq and is a predicted model, not a curated record. The transcript has 14 exons. Gene Ontology annotation, molecular function: zinc ion binding. The coding region runs from base 78 to 1760 and encodes 560 amino acids. NCBI's taxonomy places the organism in Eukaryota, Metazoa, Chordata, Testudines, Geoemydidae.